GCGGCGGCCGCGGGCCUGCGUCGGCCACGCUCCCUGUGUUCCGGGAGGCCUGCGCGGUGCAGCUGUUGCCAUGGCUUCCGGAGCCCGCGGCGGGCGGCGGGCGGCCUCGCCAGGCGGCUGCUAGCUCGGGCGGCGAGGCGGCCCGGGAAGCGGAGGGACUGCGGUGCCGGCCCAGCAUCCUGCACUUUGACAGGUGCUCCGGUGAUUCCGAGGCCCACUAAGGUCGGAGGGCGACUGGUCGUUGAUGCAGGGGUCGCGAUAAAGUGCAAGAUUCUGCGGCCCAUGCGGGAAUGACUAUAAUUCUUGCCUUGCCGCGUAGCGUAAGGAUUCUGUGCCAUGUGUACCCGAAUCAGCUGGCACCAAAGGGUGUUCCACAGACGCAGAAACUGGGGAGCUGCCGGCCCUUUGGUGUGGAAGAAUGGCAGUGAGCCACUCCGUGAAGGAGCGGACCAUCUCCGAGAACAGCCUCAUUAUCCUGCUGCAGGGCCUCCAGGGCCAGGUGACCACCGUGGACUUGCGGGACGAGAGCGUGGCCCGCGGCCGCAUAGACAACGUCGAUGCCUUCAUGAACAUCCGCCUGGCCAACGUCACCUACACGGACCGCUGGGGCCACCAGGUCGAGCUGGACGACCUCUUCGUGACGGGCCGUAAUGUCCGUUAUGUCCACAUCCCCGAUGAUGUGAACAUCACGGCGACAAUUGAGCAGCAGCUGCAGGUCAUCCACCGGGUGCGCAACUUCGGCAGCAAGGGCCAAGGCCGGCGCGAAUUUCCCUCCAAAAAGUAUAAAUGAGCCUCUUCCCCAGCGAGCCCCUGUCCCCGCACAGGUUUCCCCAGAGUUCUACUGAGUCAACUGCCUGCUACCCUCCCUGUCCUGAGCCCGGAGAGAGAGUGAGCGGGGCCGGCCCAGAAACCGGUGUCUCCCACAGACACCCCCUGUCACAGCUGCCUUUCACCGGGUCCCAUCUCCUAGACUGUCUCUGGGAUCCUACUUACCUGUCCGUGGCCUUGAUCGUUUACGUCAGAAUCUGAUUUACUGAUUUAGGGACUCUGCCAAAUAGUCUUCAGCCCUCUCCCAGUGAGGAUUAUCAAGUGUACCCAGCGUGGGGCGCCUGGGUGGCUCAGUUGGUUGAGCGUCUGCCUUCAGCUCAGGUCAUGAUCCCUGGGGUCCUGGGAUCAAGCCUCACAUUGGGGCUCCCUGCUCAGCAGGGAGUCUGCUUCUCCCUCUCCCUCUGUGUACCCUUUCUCUCUGUCUCUCUCUCCGUCUUAAAUAAAUAAAAUCUUUAAACAAA
Molecule: messenger RNA, 1289 nt
Organism: Nyctereutes procyonoides (raccoon dog)
Lineage: Eukaryota; Metazoa; Chordata; Mammalia; Carnivora; Canidae
Gene: LSM10
Product: LSM10, U7 small nuclear RNA associated
Exons: 4
Coding region: 419-790 (123 amino acids)
Biological process (GO): mRNA 3'-end processing by stem-loop binding and cleavage
Cellular component (GO): cytoplasmic U snRNP body; nuclear body
Molecular function (GO): histone pre-mRNA DCP binding; U7 snRNA binding
Source: RefSeq, a predicted model, not a curated record